This is a messenger RNA of Thalassophryne amazonica, 2503 nucleotides long. Its product is annotated as vasoactive intestinal polypeptide receptor 2-like. Gene Ontology annotation, biological process: adenylate cyclase-modulating G protein-coupled receptor signaling pathway; cell surface receptor signaling pathway. Gene Ontology annotation, cellular component: plasma membrane. The record is from RefSeq and is a predicted model, not a curated record. The transcript is spliced from 13 exons. Lineage: Eukaryota; Metazoa; Chordata; Actinopteri; Batrachoidiformes; Batrachoididae. Gene Ontology annotation, molecular function: G protein-coupled peptide receptor activity; vasoactive intestinal polypeptide receptor activity; peptide hormone binding. The coding region runs from base 195 to 1526 and encodes 443 amino acids.
GAGCUCUUUGAAAGCUUAAGUUUUAUGUUUUUGUACUUUUUGUUUUUGAAGAGAUUAAUUAUUUGAUCAAGAGCGCGUUUUUAAAAAGACUUUCUGUGAAUUUAUUUAUUUUGGACACGCAGAUCUUUCAUUUUCUGGCGUUUUCUCUGACUUUCCCGCAUGAGGUUGUGAGUUUGUGAGUUUAAGAUGUGACCAUGUUCUCGACACACCGGCUGGGUCUGCUUUUGCUCGGAACCGUCUUCAUCAUCCACAUGGUUUCUGGCAGGUUUCCUCGCUGCCAGUUCUACUGGGAGAUGGAGAGAUUUGGGAGAGAGUGUCAGACACAGCUUCAGCGUCCGACGCUGACCAGAUCAGGAUGUCGUGGCGAGUGGGACAACUUCUCAUGCUGGCAGAGCGCAGCAGUCGGCGAGGUGAUGACCCUCGCCUGCCCCGCCCCGCUCCUGCACUUGUUUGGAAAGAAUGGUAAUCUGAGCAGGAACUGCACAGAGGACGGCUGGUCAGCGGUGUAUCCGAGCAUCACCAUCGCCUGCUGGUCAAACAGCACAGGCGAUCCCAAAGAGCUGGUCUUUUACGAGGUGGUGAAGAUACUGUCGGCUCUGGGCCACAGUCUGUCUCUUGUUGCUCUGCUCACCAGCGCUGCCAUCAUCUGUUUGUUCAGGAGGCUCCGCUGUACGAGGAACUACAUCCAUCUCAACUUGUUUGUGUCGUUCAUGCUGCGAGCUGUGGCCGUGAUGACCAAAGACGCUGUGCUCUUCUCUGACGGCGAGGACAUCGAUUGCAGCACGCAGCCAUCACUGGUGGGCUGUAGGACCACUCUGGUGUUUCUGAACUACUUUAUCAUGGCAAACUUCUUCUGGCUUCUUGUGGAAGGAAUCUACCUGCACACGUUGCUGCUCAUCAUCCACACCUACUCCACCCGACUCUCCGUGUACAUGGUCAUUGGCUGGGGAAUCCCCUUUGUUUUUGUAGUAGUGUGGAUCAUAUGCAGGAUACAGUUGGAGAACACACGGUGCUGGGAACUGAAUGAGAACCCUAUCCCCAACGGAGUGAUCAACUGGCCCAUAUUGGCAUCUGUGAUUAUCAACUUCAUUUUGUUCAUCAGCAUCAUCCGUAUCCUGGUGCAGAAGUUGCGCUGCACUGAUGUUGGCGGGAACGAGCAGUCACAGUACAGGCGUCUGGCUAAAUCCACGCUGCUGCUCAUCCCUCUGUUUGGGGUGAACUAUGUUGUGUUCGCCUACCUGCAGGAAUCAUCUAACGAGAAUAUGAAUAAUGUCAAGAUCAUUUUUGACCUCGGCCUCGGGUCAUUUCAGGGUCUCAUUGUAGCCGUCCUUUACUGUUUCCUCAACAGUGAGGUCCAGUGUGAGUUGAGGAGGGCGUGGAGGAGAUUAUCACUCAGGCAUUACGUGGAGCAGGACUGCAAGUUGAACGCCAUGUCAGCCAGCCGAAACGGAGCUGAAAACUCCGCCCCUUUCCCACGGAACUCACGCACCCCUUCCAUCCUACAAACCGAAACCACUGUGCUCUGACCACAAGACCGGAGGCAGAGCACAGAGGUGCUUUUGUUUUGUUUUGUUUUGUUUUUUUAAGAAAAACUGAAAACUGAUACUGAUGUACAGUAGCAGUUUGAAUCACCGUUCAAAGACUCUUUUCUAGACUUGGUUCAUGUCGUGGUCCUGUGGCUUGCAGAGGUUUCCGAGGUGAAUGCCAUCUUCAGCAGUCUGUACAGUGUGAGCCUUCUGAACUCUAACUGUAUGCGCGCAAAGUGCCGUCUGCUGCAGACUGAGUUUUUAUAUCAAUUGGAUUUUGUUUUGUUUGACUAAAUAUUGGUGCCCUAUCUUGAUGAAUUGUCAUGCACCAACAAGUUCAGUUCCACUUUGCUGUUUAGACAGUGUACAAUCUGAAGAUAAAGUAAAGUGCAGGGCACAAAGGGCUUGCAUUUAGGCACUUUAUUAGUCAUGGGUGUGUUUUGGUAGUAACGCCGAAAUACACCAAUCAGAUUGUUCUGUCAUCCCCUUUAAGAGCUGGGUGUUUUGCUAUACAGGUGGUGAGUUAGCAGAUCUGUGUGCUGUGCAUCACAACACACCAUCAGAAAUCAGUCACCAAAGCUGCCUGAGGUGAAGCAGUGAGGUGAUGUUUUUAGUGUUUACUUUUAUUAUUUUUUACAUUGUUGUAUCUGUUUCUGUUUCAAUGGACUGCAUUUAUAUAGCACUUUUCCAUCUGAAUCAGAAGCUCAAAGCACUUUGCUAUGAUGCCACACAUUCACUCAGACACACUCACACACUGAUGUCAGGGUGCUGCCAUGCAAGGUGCUGUGUAUACAAACGCAGUGUACAUGUGUCAUGUACCUACCAAGCGCAAUGGUGCCAAUGCUCAUUCCCAGAUUCCACAGCAUAAAAUGGAUGAGUAUAUACAACUCCCCUAGAGGGGACAUCAGUCCAAAUCAAAAUCAAAUCAAUUUUAUUUAUAUAGCGCCAAAUCACAACAAACAGUUGCCCCAAGGCGC